UCCACCGCUCUCUUUUUGGGAAAGAACGGAAGCCGGGGCUCCCCUGCAUCCCUGCUCUCUCUGUCUCUCUUUAGUUCUUUGUUUCUUUUUUCUCUCCUCUUCUUUUUAUCUUGCAUCUUCCUUUCCUGUUAAUCGAAUCUUCUACGGGAACGAGCUCUGGCAAGGAAAAGAAUGGAGCCACGGUUUCGAUGCAUCUAAAUAUUCUCGCAUAGGGUCGAGGAUUUGAUUGAUCAUGGAGACAAAAGUUGCUUUUACUUUCGAUGAAUAGGCUGCUAUUUGGUGCAUAUAUUGUUCAAUUUUAAUUUUUGAGAGAGCUCUGAGAUGAUACGGUCAUGUAUAUGAUCUUGUGAUCAUCCAGGUCUAGUGAUUUUGAUUCAGGUACACCAUACCGUGCUGAACCGGAGGGCAGGGGACAUACCGUACUGUACCAGUAUGAAGGAACCGGCCCCUGCAUUGGGUGUACUGAUAUAGUAACAGAGUGGCAUCAUACGGUGAUACGGCGGCUCGCGAAGAUUUGAGAAAAAGUAGUUGAUGGCAUGCCUGGAGCUGGAUUCUCCACAACUUUUUUCAAAUUUCCUAUCGUAUGAUGGUCCCUUCAACCUGCAUCUAGACGGAAGCAUUUCUGCUGAACUUUUAUCUGUGUCGGAUGCUUGCACAUCUUCUCAAUCCCAUUGUAGUAACAUUCCCAAACCACCUCCACUCCCAGGAGCAUCUUAUAGCAGAAACAAAUUAUACAAAAAGCUACAGGGUUACAGUAUUAUUCCUGAUGAAACGAAGCAUGCAUGGGACAGACUUUUUUAUGAAGGAUAUGAAGCUGAUGUCCAUGUUCUUACAGAUGAUAAGGGCAUAAUUCUGGCACAUUCAAGUGUUCUUGGUAUUACAUCUCCAGUGCUGAGAAGCAUGUUAGAACUAGCAAGAGUAAAAGGGGGUUUUCGAUGUAUUAAAAUUCCUGGUGUGCCUUCAGAAGCUGCCCGUGCAUUUAUCCGAUUUCUUUACUCGUCAUGCUAUGAAUUGGAUGCAAUGAAGAAAUUCGUUCUUCACUUGCUUGUCAUGUCACACACAUUUUCAGUCCCUUCACUGAAAAGGGCUUGUAUCAAAGAACUGGAAACGACAUUGCUGACCAAGGAGAAUGUGGUUGAUGUGCUUCAGUUAGCCAGAGAAUGUGAUGCACCACGCCUUUCCUUUUUAUGUACUUCUUUGAUCAUUAAAGAGUUCAAGGCCGUCUCAGUGUCAGAAGGGUGGAAAGUAAUGAAGCAAGCAAACCCCCAUCUCGAGCAGGAGCUUCUCGAGACUCUAGUGGAGGCAGAUUCUGUAAGUUCAGUUCUUCUCGUGUUACAACUUGCAAGGUUCUAUUACAGAAAAAGCAGGAGAGGGCAAAAAAGAUGGAAGAAAGAAAGGUGUACAUGCAGCUGUUUGAAGCAAUGGAGGCUCUUUUGCACAUAUGCAGAGAUGGGUGUCGGACCAUUGGUCCCCGUGACAAGAUGCUCAAAGACAACCAAGCCGCAUGCAACUUCUCAGCUUGCAAGGGGCUGGAGUUGCUGGUCCGCCAUUUCUCAGGCUGCAAGACUCGUGUUCCAGGUGGUUGUGCACAUUGCAAACGGAUGUGGCAGCUUCUUGAGCUCCAUUCCUGCAUGUGUUAUGAAACAGACUCUUGCAAGGUCCCCUUGUGCAGUCAUUUCAAGGAUAAGAUGCGGCACCUAAGCAAGAAGGAAGAACUGAAAUGGAAGCUGUUGGUGAGCAAAGUGAUGGCAGCGGAAGGCACCAUCAGCUCCAUCUCCGCCCGGAGACCCUUGGUAACAUAAAACUUUACUGCAAGCAACAGGGGGAGGAUCAGAAGUAUGUCUACAAGAAUAAGUGCUACAAGUACCGUCCACUUAUCUGUAUUAAAAUAAGCAUUGCAUGCACUCAUAUUAGGUUGCCAAAGCUUGUUGCACUAUUGACAUGGUGCCGCCAUAUGUAAAGAAAUUAUAUCAGAAGUAGCUAUACAGUAACUUAAAAUUUCAGUGCUAGCUUAUUAUAUGUCAUUUUAUCCAUCUUUUCCCUGGGGUGAUCAUGCCUGGAUUUUGUGGUCUGGUGAUUGUAAAAAUAGUGCAGUGGUGGAAUUGAACAAAAUUUUGUAUCACUGUGCAUUCUGUGCCUUUUCCUAUAAUUAAUAUAAACUCA
Messenger RNA from Phoenix dactylifera (date palm), 2163 nucleotides. Lineage: Eukaryota; Viridiplantae; Streptophyta; Magnoliopsida; Arecales; Arecaceae. The record is from RefSeq and is a predicted model, not a curated record.